AGGGCACAUGGACCGAAUUUUCAAUUGGGAUGAACCAAUGCAAGAAUCCUACACGUGAUGAGACGCCAUACAGUCGUAUAGUUGUCACUAGGAAAUUGUUCGUAUAACGCAGUCCCAAAAGGCCAUGUCUCGCGCUCUGUCACUAACUUUUGCUCUUCGAUACAAUUUUUUGAAUCCGGCGUCCGUUUGUAAAAACAAAGUCAUUGUCUCUGUACUGUUUCUCGGUACUGAUUGCUCGAGGACUUCUGUGACCAGGUUAUUAGGUCGGAGAUUUGGUUCGAGAACCUGGUAUGCCAAGUUAGGUGUCUUGGAUAACAGAGAAAUGCCGAGCGAAGUGACUGACCGUCCUUGUUCCUCAGCGCAUUUGCACAUUGAUACCAAACAAAUGGACGCGGUUAGUCGGGUCAAGAGAGUUUCUAUAGAGGGGAAUAUAGCGGUUGGUAAAUCAACUUUUGCACGACUUCUGCAGUCUUCAAGUCAGGACUGGGAAGUUGUACAAGAGCCUGUCAGCAAGUGGCAGAAUGUUGAAGGUUCAUCUUCACAGACAGGUAGUAACCUGUUGCAGAUGAUGUACCAGGAUCCACAGCGUUGGUCCUACACCUUCCAAACCUUUUCCUGCAUGAGCCGCAUGCGCACGCAGCUGCAGCCACCGCCUGCCCGCCUGCUUGCUGCAGAGGGCACACCUGUGCAGGUGUUUGAGCGCUCUGUCUACAGUGACAGGUAUAUUUUUGCGCUGAACAUGUUCGAGCUUGGUUGCAUCAGCCCCACGGAGUGGGCUGUCUACCAGGACUGGCACUCCUUCCUGGUGGAGCAGUUUGCCCGCCGCAUGCACCUAGAGGGCAUCAUCUACCUCAGGGCCCCUCCAAAGACAUGCAUGGAGCGUCUGGGGCGACGUGGGCGAGAGGAAGAGAGUGGGGUGGAGUUGGACUACCUGGAGAAACUGCACAUUCAACAUGAGAAGUGGCUGGUCGACAAGAGCACAGAGUUGCACUUUGAGCAUCUCAAGAAGGUGCCUGUGUUGACUCUAGAUGCCAGCGUGGAGUUUGAAACAGACAAGAAGGUGCAGGAAAACCUGAUCACCCAGGUGAGGACCUUCUUCAGUGGAUUGUGAAAGAGCCAAGCAGUUGACAAGCACCAGGAUGUCCAUCAUCUCAAACUCUCAAACACAUGCACAUACACUCACACACACAGGCAAACACACUAACUACUUUGGUACAGAAGAACUAUUAUGCACUGAAAAAGCACCCACUUUGACUAAAUUAUUUGCUGACCAACACUUACAUGUUUCCAAAUUGGAAACUGACCAUUUAUGUUACUGUAUUUUCAGAAUGGCUUGAAGCUGAACUGUUGAGAUAUGCUGUAAUAAGUGUUACUGGGACCCCCUUUAGAAAACCUUGACAUAGCUGAUUACUUAGAUAACCCAACAUUCAAGCAGCAUUCCCAAUUAUGGAUUGAUCAGUUUAUAUUUCAAAUUAAAAUCCCUAAAUAUUAGGGAUUAUUCCCGAGUAUUCCCAGCUUUCUGAAGAUGUGCAACAACACUGAAGAAGUCUCAGUGCCCAAAGGCUACUUAUGUUUCAUUUGCUUGACCAAUAAUUAACAGGUGCUCCCUGGCUUCAGGAACGGGGGAUUUUUUUGGCGCUUCAGUGGGGUUGCCUUAGAAACAUGACUGAAGGUUGGGAUUUUUAGUAGAUGGACUCCUCUGAGUAUUCCUGGCCUGAGACCCAACAUAAAUGACAGUUCCAGAAAUGUAAUGCGAAUCUGAUUCAAGAUUACACAAAAGAAUGAUAUGGUAGCAGGAAGAAAAUACCAUAUAUUCCAUACCUUAUCAUAGUGAGGACAAUGCAUGGCAACCGCACAGUUCCUGUUUUCACAUUUAUCAAAUAUUGUUUACUUCUUUAAUGAUACGUGAACCAUACUCCAUCUGUAAUCCUAUUUAUUUUUUUAGAUCAAGUAGAGUGAGUUUUCUAAUUUUCAUGUUCA
Megalops cyprinoides (Indo-Pacific tarpon) is the source of this 1980-nucleotide messenger RNA. RefSeq names its product deoxyguanosine kinase (gene dguok). The record is from RefSeq and is a predicted model, not a curated record. Lineage: Eukaryota; Metazoa; Chordata; Actinopteri; Elopiformes; Megalopidae. The transcript is spliced from 7 exons. The coding region runs from base 125 to 1111 and encodes 328 amino acids. Gene Ontology annotation, molecular function: deoxynucleoside kinase activity. Gene Ontology annotation, cellular component: mitochondrion; cytoplasm.